GAUCGCGCAUAUGCUGCAACAUCCGCAUAGGUUCUGUACAGGAAACAGAAAUGAUUAGUUCACCUCUCGAGUCUUCGGGUUCGAGUCGCACUGCAUUCAGGGCGGUCAUGGGAUGAACGAACGAACGAACGACUUGAACCUGAAGACUCAAGAGGUGAACUAAUCAUUUCUGUAUCCAUGGAAUAGAUAACGUGACAAACGUGAUGCGAAAAGAACGACUCGGAUCGUGAGGUGAGGUGAACUAACAGACUGCAUAGCCUGAUGACCCAGCUAAACUAUUAAUGAAUAAUUUCUGUUUCUCAUCAUUCGGCCUUGACUGCAUUAUAUAGCCUAUCGUUUAUAUAAUUAUUUAUAAUUAUAUCCUAUAAUUUUUUUUUUUUAUUUAAAUUCCAAACGUGAUUAACGUUUGCAUAAGUACUAGAUGUGUUGGGGGAUUUAACACGUAACAUUUUAAUUAUAUUCUGCUUAAAUGAACGAAAUGACUUGAAAAAAAGAUUCAUUCAUUUUCCUGAACGAGAUUCAAAGAUCCGAGUCAGUAAAAUGAUCCGAACUUCCCAUCACUACUGUAGUAACCGUUUCAGUGGGAGUGCUGCUGGAAGUGGAACUUUACACGGCAAACACAGGCAAGCGGAGUGAUACACAGAGUGAAACGCCCCAGUGCGGUUAUUCUAAAUAUAAGCGUUCUUUGGAACGCCGCUCGACCAAUCAAAUUAGUGGAUCGGAACUAACUUGUGUAAAUGUCAAUACAAAUGUAACCCAGUGUUUCUAACCAUGGCAGGUGAUGUUCUUUCCCAAUGGCUACUCGUGGGAUUUAAUAGGUGGGUCAGGUGCGCGCUGUUGCCGUGUACAGUUGUGCUAGUCAGAGCUGUUGAGUGUGUACUUCAUUUAUAGAUUAGAACACAAUGGCGCCAGGAUUCUCGACACGAGCUGAAGGCUCUGGUUAGAACACAACUCCACGGAUUAGCCCACAGCUCGUGCCUCCUCCUCUGCAUGGAGUUCUUGAUCACAUGACCGAAAGUGGCCGAUUUGGGCUCGCGCAAAAGGACAGCGUCCCCACACACAUUAAUAAUAAUCAGCCUACACUUCCCAAAAUCCAAUUUUACUACAACUUUUAAUGACAUUUCCUUUCGGUUUGAUUGCAGAACUUUUUUUUAAAACAUUUUUUUUUUUAACGGAAUACAUUUUCGUUAUACUGGAAGAAUUUUGGCGCACGAAGUUUAAUAAGCGGCCGACAUGGAAAUUGGGAAGCUGGGACCGAGCGGCGGAAAAGCCACACAGCGGAGAGCUUAUUCAGUUCUCUAACGCGGAAAAUAAGCGAUCUCGAGGGCAGACGUGGUGGAUUUUGACGACUUCCCGGGACGUUCUGCCUCUUACUUGCUCUCCCGAGUUUUUGAUUCAAAGUUGAGGGGGCAAAAUGGCGGCCGAUUCCGUGCAGGUUCAGAUGACACUCCAGUGGUUUUGAUCUAUCAUGGAUCAUCGCUUGUGGAGUCCACACCAGCUCGAGUGCACGCUUGUCAUUCAUGGUGAUGCUCAGAGUCACAUGGUUUCGGAUCGUCUGAGCCUGAUGGGUCUCAGCGUGGACCUGUCUGACACCAUGGUGCAGCAGAAGCUGGACGAGAUCAAGGACGAGAUCAAGCGCGAGCUCCGCAAAGAGCUCAAGAUCAAGGAAGGAGCGGAGAACCUGCGCAAAGCCACCACAGACAAGAAGAGCCUGGCUUACGUGGACAAUAUGCUGAAGAAGAGCAAUAAGAAGGUGGAGGAGCUGCACCAGGAGCUGCAGGAACUCAACGCCCAUAUAGUAGUCAAAGACCCUGACGAGCUUCGAGUUUCAGAGUGCCCUUUGACUCCAGACACUCCAUGCAGCACCAACAGCAGUCGCCUGGCCGCACUCAAGAAGCAGAACGACAUCGAGCUCAAAGUGAAGCAAGGUGCUGAGAAUAUGAUACAGAUGUACUCCAACGGUUCCUACAAGGAUCGUAAGCUACUUGCCAUGGCCCAGCAAAUGCUCCAGGACAGCAAGACCAAAAUCGAGUUCAUCCGGAUGCAGAUCCUCAAAGCGAGUCAGACCAAUGAGACGAGUUACGAGAACAAUGACGUGCCUACAAACAAGUCUAUAAUCAGUCCUCUGGAUUUGCGGCUGGAGGAGCUGCGACAUCACUUCCGGAUCGAGUCUGCCGUGGCCGAGGGAGCCAAGAACGUCAUGAAGCUGCUCGGCUCAGGGAAAGUCACGGAGAAAAAAGCUCAUUCAGAGGCCCAGGCACGCUUUAACGAGUCGAGUCAGAAGCUGGACCUGCUGAGGUUUUCUCUGGAGCAGAGGCUGAGCGAGCUACCGCAGAACCACCCAAAGGCCAGCUUGAUCUCAGAUGAGCUCUUCAUGGCGGCGACGCCUCAGAGCCCACGCCAGAGCAUCAUCUCCUCUCACAACCAGUAUAGCACUGUGGCUAAACCAGCAGCUCUCACAGGAACAUUGGAGGUGAGGCUCAUGGGCUGUCAGGAUCUGCUGGAGAAUGUUCCAGGCCGGUCUAAAGCAGGAUCUGUGUCCCUGCCAGGCUGGAGCCCGAGUGAACCACGCUCCUCCUUCAUGAGCCGAACAAACAAGAACAAAUCAGGCAGCAGCAGAAACCUUUCCAAAGCGGACGAGCUGUCCAAUGAGAUCAGCGCUGUUCUGAAACUGGACAACACAGUUGUGGGGCAGACGAGCUGGAAACCAGUCAGCAAUCAGUCCUGGGACCAAAAAUUCACACUGGAGCUCGAUCGGUCUCGUGAGCUGGAGAUCUCUGUGUACUGGAGGGACUGGCGGGCUCUGUGUGCCGUCAAAUUCCUGAGGCUGGAGGACUUCCUGGACAACCAGCGUCAUGGCAUGUGCCUCUACCUGGAGCCUCAAGGAACUCUGUUUGCUGAGGUUACAUUUUUCAAUCCAGUCAUCGAGAGGCGACCAAAGCUACAAAGGCAAAAGAAAAUCUUCUCAAAACAGCAAGGUAAAACAUUCCUGCGUGCACCUCAGAUGAACAUCAACAUUGCCACAUGGGGGCGUUUGAUGAGAAGAGCAGUCCCAUCCGUCAACAAUUCCUUCAAUCCUCCGGUGACUGGGCUCGGAUCAGCGCUGAGCCCCGAAGCGGGAAUCCUCGGCCACCCGGACUCGCCGUCUCUGUCCAGUGAUAUGACCGUGACCAAAUUAGACUUUGACAAAGGUGCCACCCCUCCUCCAAAACGCCACCCCACCCCUGCUGCUGAGCUCGAAGAAGAGGAAGAAGAACCACCAUCACAAGAAAAAAUCCCUGACGGAAAUGAGGUGCAGGAUGCAUUAGCCACAUUUGACUUCCUGAACGACAGCCGGAACAGUACGGUGUCCAAGCCGGAAUAUGAUAAUCAAGUGGAAGAUGAAAUUCAGCAGCCUGAUCUAGAACUUACCGAGCAACACCAUGUUGAACCAAGGGAAGAGCCGGACGUCCAGUUCAGCCUCAAAGACUUUUCUUGUGUGGCUGUUCUGGGCCGUGGACACUUUGGAAAGGUCUUACUGGCAGAAUACAGGAGCACUGGGGAAAUGUUUGCCAUCAAAGCUCUGAAGAAAGGGGAUAUUGUUGCUCGUGAUGAAGUUGACAGUCUGAUGUGUGAGAAGAGGAUCUUCGAGACGGUCAACAGUGUCCGGCACCCGUUCCUGGUCAAUCUCUUUGCUUGCUUCCAGACCAAGGAGCAUGUGUGUUUUGUAAUGGAGUAUGCAGCAGGAGGAGACCUGAUGAUGCACAUCCAUGCUGACGUGUUCUCAGAGCCACGUGCGAUAUUCUAUGCUGCCUGUGUGGUCUUGGGUCUGCAGUUUCUGCACGAGCAUAAAAUAGUAUACAGGGACUUGAAGCUGGAUAACCUGUUGCUGGAUACUGAAGGAUAUGUAAAGAUUGCUGACUUUGGGCUCUGCAAAGAAGGAAUGGGCUUUAGAGAUCGCACGAGUACAUUCUGUGGCACUCCUGAGUUCUUGGCUCCUGAGGUCCUGACGGAAACUUCAUACACACGGGCAGUGGACUGGUGGGGUUUGGGUGUGCUUAUCUUUGAGAUGUUGGUUGGAGAGUCUCCAUUUCCAGGUGACGAUGAAGAGGAGGUGUUCGAUAGUAUCGUCAACGAUGAAGUCCGUUACCCACGAUUCCUCUCCACAGAGGCUAUCUCCAUAAUGAGACGACUGUUGAGGAGGAAUCCCGAGCGGCGCCUCGGUGCAGGAGAGCGAGACGCCGAAGAAGUGAAGAAGCAUCCGUUUUUUAGAAACAUGGACUGGGCUGCCCUGUUGGCUAAGAAGACCCGGCCUCCGUUCAUCCCCACCAUUAAAGGACGGGAGGACGUUAGUAACUUUGAUGAUGAGUUCACUUCAGAGGUUCCGAUCCUGACCCCACCACGUGAGCCCAGAAUCCUGACCGCCUCAGAGCAGGAGCUCUUCAUAGACUUCGACUACAUCGCUGACUGGUGUUAGCUUUUCCAGCUGACCAUCAACAGCCCACACACACUCAAUACUGUGAAGCAAACGGACAAACGAGGCUCAUCGCCGGAGAACGUCUCUGUAAGGACCACUUCCCUCUCUCUGCUUUUAGCUGUGCCAGCUGGCACGGUUUGUUUUUGUUUGUUUGUUUUUUGCUCUUCCCCCCAAAAAAUAGUUCUGAAGUCUUUCAGUCAGCUGGAAAAGUCACGGUAACCCAACAUGGCGCUUUUUUUUUUUUUUGUGGUCAAGAGCACUGGGAUUUCUCAUGAGUAGUCUCCACAUUUACAAGUUCUCUUCUUUAAUGAAGUCCUCUUUUGCCGGCUGUUCAGAGAAAACACUACAGAGCUUGUGUUCCAAGCUAAUAAUGCGUUCAUUUUCUAAUGAAGAAAAAAAAACACACAGUCUAACCGAGAGAAACAUACAGACUUGUUUUUUGAAGCUCAUAGACAAUCCCCACUUCACAACACUUAUCUUUUGAUCCGCAUAUUUAUUUAGUGUCUUCCUCCCCAUGGUGCCUUAAACUCAUCACAGAUAGAGGACUUCCAGAAAGUCAGCAUCAGGUACUGAAAACCUCCAGCACAGCACACACCGCCAAACCAGUUCAUUAUGCAAUCUGAGGAGUCCUUGGCCAAGACCACCCGACAGACCAACUUCAGUCUUGACUUGAAGAUGAAAAAAUUUCAUCUUUUGGUGGUUUUCAGACUUAAUUUCCACUUAAAUAUGUAUUCGUAUCAGUACUGAAAAAAGUGUAACUUAUAGUUUUCUAUGAUAUUUUUAGGAAAUUAGCAUCGUGGAUCUGCUGUAUGGUAUGCAUAUGUGCGUGUUUUUGUUUUUUUUUGUCUUGUUUGUUUUUUUAACUAUAUGAAUUUUAUGGUUAUCAUUAAGGAGAGGGCAGCUCAAAUCACAGAGCAAUCAUAAACCUGACAAAUGGAAUGUAAAAAUGUAUAUUCAUCAAAAAGAACACAAAAGUGUAUAUUUUUGGCACAUGGACCUGCCAAAGCAGCCUGUAUUUUUAAUAUUCUGUUUUUUAAGAUGAUCAUAGUGACUCUUCCAGAUCGUUCCUGACGUUCGGUCAAAGACGUUUUCACACAGUUUGUUGUUCUGUGUGCCAAGCAAUAAUCCUGUUUUGAAAAUCAGGACGUGGACAUUCGGGCAUUGCCCGGCGUUCCUCGUAGAUGAAAUCCCUGGAUACAAGUGUCUAAUCCAUGGACCGCUAACAUGCAACAGACUCUUCCCCUCUGUCAGAAGGAGCUCUUAUGGACUCUUGCCAAUGAUUUCACUCUGUGUAUCACCAACCCUUUUUCAAAUACACUCUGUACCCACAAUGGUGUCUGGUCUCUGUCUUUUCCUCUUGGUAAGGGCUGUAGUGGAAUGCAUGCCCAAAAUAAACAGACCGAGACCGUGCCAUAGGCCAUGUUUUUACUGAGCAU
Messenger RNA from Ictalurus furcatus (blue catfish), 5892 nucleotides. RefSeq names its product protein kinase N2b (gene pkn2b). Gene Ontology annotation, molecular function: small GTPase binding; ATP binding; protein serine/threonine kinase activity. Bases 1469 to 4456 code for a protein of 995 amino acids. Gene Ontology annotation, biological process: signal transduction; protein phosphorylation. The record is from RefSeq and is a predicted model, not a curated record. The transcript is spliced from 23 exons. NCBI's taxonomy places the organism in Eukaryota, Metazoa, Chordata, Actinopteri, Siluriformes, Ictaluridae.